GGGUUAAUUCGGGCCAUGUUAAGGUCGGACGUCUGGCGUCGGUCCCGAAGGCGUCCGGAGGCGUCCGAUCGAUUACAAAAUAGUGAAGAAGCGCCGGUCCGGCGCAGAGUGUUUUAGUGGCUAUGCGGAGACAAUUUAGUCGAUAACGAGCGCUCCGAGUUACGUAAUGUAAUAUCACUGGAGAAUUGUCAAAAAAAUCAAACAUGCUGUAGACCGAAUGGGGUAACCCCCGGUUAGUGACUGGCGACUGUUUCGGGCACCACGCGGGAAUAAUUAAUAAGAAACAGUGCGAAAAAAAUAAAUUUGGGUGAGUGUCUGAUGGUGGAUUAAAUCCGUUCGAAACCGGUAGAAAGGAAAAUGGGAAAGAAGGGUCGCAAGACCAGGUGGCGCACUUUAACUAUCACAGAUGAGCACAGCGAUAGUGAAGAAUCCAACACGACAACAUCGGGACACCGAUUACCCAAAGGCUACCCACACAAGUCAUACUACAGCCGUUUUACGUAUUCUAGUCAAUCAACGCCCACCAGAAGGUACCAGUGCGAUGGUACGAAGUCGACAAGGUCCAGCAGCACUGCCAGUGAAAAUAAAAUCACCUUCAAUGAAGACGAAUAUACGCGCAUUACGACACCUAGACAAGAUGUAUUAUUUAAAAAGGGUUACUUGAAUAAACCCAAAACGUAUCAAACGCAGACCUCGACCGGAAAUUCGACGACUUCGACUGGUAAUUCCACCGGAAACGGAACACCAGACCACCAAUCAACAGAUCUAGAAUACGAAUCACAGUUCGUCUUCCCGAAUGGUUUCGUCGAUCAAAACGGAAUCUACUAUAUCAACAGUUUUGAACCGUAUCCAGUGAUGGUUUACAAUCCUCCGACCUAUUAUCAAGAAUUUACGAACAUUAAAGCGAAAAGAUGCAGCACAGGAUCGUUGACGGAAUCGACGAGCCCCAACAACGAGGAAACUAGUCAAAGCGAGACACCCGAAGUGAAUCCAGUCUACAAUGUUGUUUAUCCGAAUUAUUACUGUAACGGCGGUGUUUACGAGGAGCCCCAGAAUGGGGCUAUCAGUGAGCCUGAAGCCCGUCGUGUGAAGAAACGAAGACGGCGAAAGCCGUCACGGUCGAAAGAGGGCACCACCACGUCUGAAUCUUCCGAUGAAGGAGAAGAAGAAGAAGAGGAAGAAGAAGAAAAAGAAGUUUUCAGCGAGAAAGAACAACAAAAAACGUACGAUCUCAAACCGGAUGCGGAAGAGUUUGUCCCUCGGGCCUACCGCCAGCCCCCUGAGACCAUUCCGAUGGAAGCAGCCAACGUUCAAUUCAUCAAAAUUCCGUCGAAUUUCGUUCCGGUGCCGAUCUUGAGCGAUUUUAACGCAUUUAUUCCGCCAGGGAUUCCGAUCAACUUUAUACCUCAGAACUUUAUCAAUUAUGUACCUUUGAAAGCGGCCGUUCAAUCAGACGAUGGUAAAGCAGCGACGGACGACACUGUUAAAGAACUAGCAACGGUUGAAGUUCCUAAAAAUCAAAUCGACAUUGCAAAAAUCGUAUCCAAGCUCGAAGAAGCAGCCAAAGAACAAGACAAAGAUGAAACAACACCGAACCAUAAAGCGAAAAAGAGACACCGAUACCAGAAAGUUGAACUGAGAAAACCACCACCAAGUCCCGCAGAACCGUUCAAACCACCACUCCGUAACUAUUCCGAAACUUUGAAGAAAAUUCCGCUUAAAACGAACGAACGUAGCGAGGAAAAAAAAACACUGGUUAAAGAACCAGUCAAGGAUCAUCGAAGUGAACAAACGCCACCGAAAGUGACAAAUGAGUGGAUUUCGGUGUCGAGUCGUAAAAAACGAAAGAACAAAAAUGUGGAAGAAAUUGAAGAUUUUGAAGAAGUUGAAGCAGCGCCCCCUUCUGAAGAAAAAGUUGAACCGGUUGUUAUUAUUCAACCACCACCUCCACCACCACCACCACCACCACCACCGGAACCAGAGCCAGUUAUUACAGUGAAGAAAGUUAAGAAGAAGACGAAGAAAGUGGUGGCUCCGCCCCCAAUUACCAAACGAGUGAUUAUCAAGGACGUUGAUUUGUCGGUGGAAGAAGUGAAGGAGGAGCCUAAACCGGUUGUGGAGGAAGCACCGCCCCCCAAAAAAGAAGAAAAGGUUGAAGAAAUUGUGGAAAAGAAGGAAUCUCCCGAAAAGAAAACGAAGAAGAAGAAGAAGAAAGUUGGCAAGGCUGCUACGAUUGUGAAUAGCCAAUCCAGCUCGAAUACGACGCUUAAUGUGACAGAUGAUUCCUAUGAUUUUCUCAUGGAUGAGUCGAUGGAGAAGACUAACGUUGAGGUGUCGCAAGAGCUGGACAAACUCAUCCAGCGCGGAAUGUACAACAAUCUCGAAGAGAAAAUCAAAUCAAUGAACAUUGAAUCAAACGACAACUUCUUCAAAAGCAUAAUCACCAACAUAUCAAGCAGUCGGGAGCCAAGUGUGGAAAAACCGUACAUAAAAACCCCCGACUUGAGCAAAAUCCUCCCAAACCAAGCGCUCCUCAAGCCACGAAAACCGGGCGAUUUUUUAGGUGAAAGCCCCACCCCCAGCCCACUCGGGGGUGGUUCCCCGCCCCCCAGCGACAAUCUCUACCCCAUCACGAAAGCCGUGAAGGAGUGGAUGAGCAAGACGCGCGAAAGCGCCCCCGACAUCGAGUUACUCAAAAGUCCGAGCGAGAUUUUUCGGGAAUUCACCGAAAGGGAGGACGACGAUGACGUAACAAGCGACGAAGAUUGCCGAACGGUGCAAGCCGAGCAAACGGGGAAAUACCCCAAACACGGCAACUUGCCCUACAGGGCGAUUUGCUGCAGUAUUAUGUGAUGGCGGCUGACGCGAUUACUUAAUUCUGGACGUACUUAAGGGCUUGUUCUUUUUAUGUGGCGCACACAACGGUUGGUAACACUGUUUCCAAGGCCUGCUGCUUCACACAGAGACUGAAUACGAUGAUGUUUAAGGCAGGGCUUGGUGUCAUAUGUUCGUGAAAUGUUGUUAUUGUUAAAUAGUUGUUAGGGGAAGUCCGGCCGCGGUUUAAUUAUGUAGCGGCGACGAUUUUAGUUGGUUCAUCAUCAAAGCCAUUUGCUCAUUUUAUUGGUUGUUUAGGAUGUAGUGUGCAAUUUUUAUUUUUUUUUUUCAAGUGUGGGUGGGACACACCCUUAAAGCGGCGACAAUAUUGUUAAAGGGGUGUGAAUUUUUCAACAAAAAAGACACUAUGUAUGCUAAGUCUAGUGUUAAGUUUGUUUUGCGCAUGUAUGGAGUUUUUUUCUUAAGUUUUUCUUUCGUUUGGUUGUUCUAUAUCAGUUAUUUUAUUGUUAUAAUGUUUGUUAUUUUUGAGAGUUGUGCCUUUGCAAAAUUUUUAAAAUAAAGAAAAUUAUAAUAAGGAA
Messenger RNA from Tribolium castaneum (red flour beetle), 3413 nucleotides. RefSeq names its product titin. The transcript is spliced from 7 exons. The coding region runs from base 358 to 2853 and encodes 831 amino acids. Lineage: Eukaryota; Metazoa; Arthropoda; Insecta; Coleoptera; Tenebrionidae. The record is from RefSeq and is a predicted model, not a curated record. Gene Ontology annotation, cellular component: actin filament. Gene Ontology annotation, biological process: actin filament polymerization.